This is a messenger RNA of Solea solea (common sole), 530 nucleotides long. RefSeq names its product pro-neuregulin-4, membrane-bound isoform-like. The transcript has 5 exons. Lineage: Eukaryota; Metazoa; Chordata; Actinopteri; Pleuronectiformes; Soleidae. The coding region runs from base 156 to 485 and encodes 109 amino acids. The record is from RefSeq and is a predicted model, not a curated record. Gene Ontology annotation, biological process: epidermal growth factor receptor signaling pathway; positive regulation of mitotic nuclear division; positive regulation of cell population proliferation.
UUCACAGGUCCAACAAAAAGCAGUGGAGAGUGACAGAUUAUAAUGACUCACCUUCACCAACUACCAAAAGCUGGGAUAUUCAAGAGCUGAGAUUCUUUCCAGGCAGUGGCAGACAUUCUUGUAGUCCUAGGAAAACAACACAGACCACUUUCUAAAUGAUGGCAGAACAUGGAGCCCCCUGUGACGGGCAGGAAGUUACUUAUUGCAUGAAUGGAGGGACGUGCUACAGAAUAUCUUCUAUGAACACUCUCUCCUGCGUGUGCAAUGAGGAUUACAAAGGCAGCAGAUGUGAAGAGUACCAGCUCCAGGUCAAGCACACCAAUGUUCAGGAGGCAGGUUUAAUUGCUGCUGUGGUCAUUAUCGCCCUCCUCGUCUUAGCGUUGCUUGGACUUGUCAUCUUCUACGUACGCAGGAUGAUGAAAGCCAAGCAGCAGAGCCAGCAGAAAAAUCAGCACGAGUACUGGAAAGUCAAACCACGUGUGUAAUUCUGUACAUAUUGGCUUUCUCUUGUGUUCGGGACGGGAUGAGGA